UGCCGCGUAUUCGGAACGCUCCUCGCGCAUCCGAGCCGGUUUCGAAACCAUUUUCAAAGCCAUUUUCGAACGGAGUGCGCGAUUCGCUCAUUAAACCCAAAUGGGUGUACAAUAAAAGUUUUAGCCCCUGCCAUUGAAAAGUGUGUGCUCUACUUAUUCCUUUAUUAUUUCCCCGAAGUCAUUGUCAUCGGUUGCCGCGAGGUGUGAGUGCCCGAGUGCGUCGCUUAAAUGCCAAUUUAAGUGGCAGGCGUUUAAUCAAGUCAAGUCCCAGUCUCCGACGCCGCCGGUGUCACAAAAGCGAGCCGGAGUCCUUGGCAUAGCCCGCUCAUCCCCUCCAUUCCUAGGGAUCCGCUCCCCGCGCACAUUCACAAAAUUCCCAGUUAAAACAUAGCCAUAAAUUAACAACUAAUUCAAUUAACUGCUGACAACGUCAACGAGCGCCGCCUGGCUGCAGCGGGAUCCUGGCCUGGGAGAAAAGCCAGGAAAGUCGGGAGCCGAGCACUGCAUCGCCGCAGGAUAUGCGGCGGGCUGCCUAGGAGGAAUUCCUUGUGCCAACCUCCUCCUCCACGCGGACGCAGUGCAUCAGUCGAAGGCAGCCAUGAGCGAGCAGAUUGGCAACGGCAACAGCAGCCCCAACGCGACCUUCAGUGGGAGUGGCAGCAACGCCGCGUCCAUCGCAGAAAGUGUGGCGGAGAGCGGUCCGGACUUUGAUGCACUUCGGGCCGCCUGCGAAGCGCGGCUAAAUGGGAGCGGUCAACUGGCGGGCUCUGCAGGACCCCACUGCGCCGGCACCUUUGAUGGCUGGCUUUGUUGGCCGGAUACGGCCGCCGGCACUUCCGCCUACGAACUCUGCCCGGACUUCAUCACGGGAUUCGAUCCAGCAAGAUUCGCCCACAAGGAGUGUGGCCUCGAUGGCGAGUGGUUCAAGCAUCCGCAGACCAAUAAAACAUGGUCCAACUACACAACCUGCGUAAAUCUCGACGACCUCGAGUGGAGGCACAGCGUAAACCUGAUCUACGAGGUUGGCUACGGCACCUCGCUGCUGGCCAUCCUGCUGUCCCUGGGCAUAUUGGGUUAUUUCAAAUCCCUGAAGUGCGCCCGCAUCACGCUGCACAUGAACCUGUUCGCCUCCUUUGCGGCCAACAACUCGCUUUGGCUGGUUUGGUACCUGCUGGUCAUGCCGAAUACGGAGCUGCUGCACCACAGUCCGAUGCGCUGCGUGGUCCUGCACAUCACUUUGCACUACUUCCUGCUGUCCAACUACUCGUGGAUGCUCUGCGAGGGAUUCUAUCUGCACACCGUCCUGGUGGCCGCGUUCAUUUCCGAGAAGAGGCUGGUCAAAUGGCUGAUCGCCUUCGGCUGGGGCUCCCCGGCCGUCGUCAUAUUCGUCUAUAGCAUGGCCCGCGGUCUGGGCGGCACGCCCGAGGAGCAUGUGCACUGCUGGAUGAGCCAAACCGACUACGACAACAUUCUGGUGGUGCCUGUGUGUAUCUCCAUGUUCCUCAACCUUUUGUUCCUGUGCAACAUUGUGCGCGUGGUCCUUCUGAAGCUGAAUGCCCCGGCCAGUAUUCAGGGCAGCUGCGGUCCAUCGCGAACCAUUUUGCAGGCCUUUCGGGCCACGCUGCUUUUGGUUCCUCUGCUCGGCCUCCAGUACAUCGUAACGCCCUUUCGUCCUGCACCCGGACAUCCCUGGGAGAAUACAUACGAAAUCAUCUCGGCGUUUACGGCCUCGUUUCAACAACCCCAGCUCAUUAGAUCCGGGGUCUUUCCGAAUCAAUAAUGAAAGUACACGCCAUGUGGAAUUUUCGCCAUUGGCAUUUGGCUUGGUCACAGCAUAUUAAAUUGCUGGCCGAGAUUGGAGCAAAACAUCCCCUAGAAAAAUGUGGCAAGUUGAGCAUGAAAUGCACUCCAGGACGCAGGAGCUCGUAAAAGCAGCUCGAGCUUGACCCCCGGCCAAGUCAGUCCCGAUAGAGCGGCAUUUACAGUCAGUUAACAUAUUCUUCCUGGCCGCAACUUAAAGACAACGCAGGGAAACUUUCAUCGGGCAGAUACAUUCGCAUCUUGAGGUUGAGUCCCCAAAGAAUUUUGUCACACUGUUGCUCUAUUAAAUGUUUUGCAGUUGGAGUUUAAACAAUAUGUAUCUGCCAAGCUCCAUUUCUGUGGAAGAUAAAGUUUUUUAUUUACUGAAAAUUUUUUAAAAAAAGAUUAUAGCGUUAACUUAGAUAGAAAAUUUAGCUAUUAAUAUAUGUGUAAUUUUCGAUUUUGAAUUGUGUAUUUUAAAGAUUUGGACAUGGUCUGAAAAUGUAUAUCUCGUAAAAUAAACCUAUAUCGAGGUCAAAUUUAAUCAGCUUAUAGAGGUACACUAGCUAGACAUCUUCAAAUACCUAUUCAUGAGCAGCCCUAAAACAAAAGAAAAAUCCAUUAUCUUGCGAAUAAACAUUAAAUCUUCUCGGGUGUGCCUAAGCCGCAGUCAGUAACUAAACAAUGUCACCUCUGCCUGAGCCACUUUCGUCGGUGUCAAUCGAUUGAUGAAAUCUUUUAUUCGCGAGCUGAAAUUUUAAAGCCAGCCGCCAGGGACUUUCUUUUGCUUUUUCCAUUGUCUUGUUUAUUUAUUUUUUAUAGCGCUGCUUCCUGUUGCCUUAUUUGCUGCAAAGAUGGCAAAGUUUUCCCGCUGAACUCAGUGGUUGCAUAUAAUUUGGAUUUAUUGUGGCAGCCGCGCUGAUGAUGUCGACAGUCGUAAAAGAUUCCCCGCAAGUUUUAAGCUCCGGAAAGAAUACCAAAUAAUUUUGAGUCGGGAACAGGGGAUUUGCAGUGCAGGGAAAUGGAAAAGCCCGAAACUACUUAGCCAGCGAUGAGAAUUUAUACGCAUGUAAACGUGUUUAUUUGGUUGUUUUCGUGCCGAAAUCAGAAACUUGCUGCAAUUGCAAGCUUCCCACAGAGAUUUUCCUCUGUUUCCGCCGGGGGCUUAGGGACAUUCGUAUUUAACAGAUGUGCAAACAAAACACGUUCUACUUUAAUUGAAUUAAAAACUUUCGCUUGGCAGAAAGCUAAAGUGAAAAACAAACGUCAGAUGUCAACAGAAUAGUUCUACUAAAAUGGCUUGGAAUGCUCUUAUAGUCCUUACUUCUUUCCAAAUAUUUUAAUUCAACUAAUUGACUUUCAUAAGCUUUUCAGUUGGCUGGGAGAAAUGGUUUUUUGAAAAUUAAAUUAAGUUAGUAAUGGCCAAGUCUGUAAUUAAGCGAGAGUAUUUGGACAGCUUUAGGAAGUCCCAUGAAAAUAUAUGAAAAAACAUUAAUCCGCCAACUUUUUUGAGAAGCACUUUUAAUAAAUGACUAAAACUGCAAAAAAAACAAAGAAGAAUAGUUAAAACGGAAGCUUUAUAAAUGGGACAAAAGAGAAGAAGAAGACAACGCAGCAGGGCAGCAAAAUAAAUGAAAAAAUUGAAUACACCAACGUCCUGUUCACAUAUUGGGUGGGUAUUGUGCUCUACAUGCAGUACACAUUGUCCAUCCGUUUUGUGGUCAAGCGUUUUCCGGAACCCAAGCAACUAAACAGCAACAAACUAUAAAGAACAGGAACAGGUUUACAUUACAAUGUGUGCAGAAGCAUCAUAACAUAACAGUUUUAGUUUCAGAAAUAGCAAAUAACCCACAUGCAAGAAUAAGUGCUAACUUUAUGAUUAUAAAUUUUGAAAGUAAGUAACUGCAGAAGUUUUUGGCCUCAGCAUUACUGCAAUACUUUCGAGGAAUAAUAAGAUCCCUUUAACAGCCUCCAAAUUUGCGACAUAUUUUUUGAACAAGUUGGUAAAAUUUAAAAUGUUUGACCAUUUUUGAUGUUAGGUAUUUUAGAAACACCCCUGAUUGUGAUCGAUUUAGUAAAAUCUAAACGCCAGCCUUUUAUUUGCAGGUCUUCAAAAUAAUCUAUGUGCCUUAAAGGUGAAGGGUCAAGGAUCAGGAGCCUAGAGCUUUUCGUUACCUCGACAAAGCCGUCUCUUACGAAAAUUAAAUAUUUUUUACAUAAUUUCUAUAGCCCCAGUUCCCAUUUGCACCCUACCAGAAAUCAGAUUUACCUUUAGUAAUUAUAUGAUUUCACUGCAUAUUUGCAUACGACACCAUUCUCUUAUUCCAAAUCUGUGUAUGCUAAAGCAGAUAGUAAAUUGCAAUAUGUAUAUAUAUAAGUAAUACAAGAAAAUUAAUUUUAACAUUACUUAUACUGACAUUAUAAGUAAGACCGUCAAUUUGAACAAAUCAAAAACUUUUAAAAACGAUAAGGUAAAAAAAAGUCACCUUGCGCCACCAUUACUCGGUAACUUUCUCCAGUUUUCGAAAUAUUUUAAAAAUUAUGUUUUGAGUAGAAGAAAGUCCACACAUCCAUGUAUCGACAAUCAUUUUAAGUGGAACUGAAGUUGUUCACUUGCAAUCAAACAACAAAUGACUUACUUGCAAUAUGCUGUGAGGCAACUAUCCCCAUUUUUAUUAUGGAAAGGCAGGCAAAAAUGGAGGAGUAAGUGGAUGGCAACUGUGGCUGAUUGAGUCCAUGAUGGGCCUCCGUGAGUAGUGGCAAUCAAAAGAAGCCCCGCUCCGAACUGCUAACCAGAAAUCCAGGCGGCGGUCAAUGCACGUACCCGGCCAUACAUUAAAUAUUUACAUAUAUAUAUGGCCCACACAAAUGCCGGCUGCGACAAUCAGGCUGAAAGUGGCAAGACAAAUGGCAAACAGUGGGAUCGGAUCGGGAAGGACCGACGAACGAAGGACUCACGGCUCGUUGAAGUGGUCGUCUGACAGGCGAAAUGAAUACCGAGCCAUUUCGGUGGAGGGGCGGGGGAAUAACCAAAGGAACAAGCAAAAUUGUAUUAUGUUUUGUAUUAGGUCCAACUGACGACCAACAAGAAGGGAGCGGUAGGAAACAGCAUGUAUCGACUAUUUGUAUACCUUGGAAAAGCAUUUGUUGUAUGCAAAGUAAGUACAGUGUUAAUGGGUUUGCUUAACACACAUUAAAUAGGGGUUCCAAAAAGUCACUAGGGCUUUAAAAUGACUUCCCCUUAAAGUAUCCAAGAAUGUUUUAAGUCAAAGUAAUUUAUUCCAUUACCUCGUUUAGACGAGAUACCAAGACAACUGAAUGGGCAAAGAUACCAAAUUAUGAUACCCGCUUGCAGGGCCAGGGUACAAAAGGGACCAAAGUAAUAGGCAUUGUAAUAAGGACAACUACGAUAAGCCCCGGCGAUAACUUGGUCUGCGCGCUCACUCUAG
This is a messenger RNA of Drosophila subpulchrella, 5249 nucleotides long. It is a transcript of the gene Dh31-R, whose product is annotated as calcitonin gene-related peptide type 1 receptor. The coding region runs from base 599 to 1780 and encodes 393 amino acids. The transcript is spliced from 10 exons. Gene Ontology annotation, cellular component: plasma membrane. NCBI's taxonomy places the organism in Eukaryota, Metazoa, Arthropoda, Insecta, Diptera, Drosophilidae. The record is from RefSeq and is a predicted model, not a curated record. Gene Ontology annotation, biological process: cell surface receptor signaling pathway; adenylate cyclase-modulating G protein-coupled receptor signaling pathway. Gene Ontology annotation, molecular function: calcitonin receptor activity.